Dothidotthia symphoricarpi CBS 119687 is the source of this 1870-nucleotide messenger RNA. RefSeq lists its product as uncharacterized. The record is from RefSeq and is a predicted model, not a curated record. Bases 158 to 1870 code for a protein of 570 amino acids. NCBI's taxonomy places the organism in Eukaryota, Fungi, Ascomycota, Dothideomycetes, Pleosporales, Dothidotthiaceae. The transcript is spliced from 2 exons.
CUGAAUCUCACCGUCACAACGGCCAUGACGUUGAAUUCCCCACGCUGACUAAUUGUCGAGUCCCCAAGCUAUGACGCGCGCCCCAGCCAGACACCAGGCUAGCCCCUCUUAGCCCUGCAGCUUCCCGUGAAGGCAUCGCGUGUCUGGCGUCGCACACAUGCCCAUCGGCCGACGCCCCAGCCUCGUUGCGCGCGAAGACGACGGGCUGCAGUACUUUGACCGCCUCACCGAGACGGAAGAUGCCGCCGAGCUUCUUUCGCGAUUCGAGAAAUACCACCCGCUCCCGCCCACGACACAGGCCUCGGGCUUCACAACGACGCACGCGGAGAAGUACAUUCUCACUGCGCGCGCACUGGGGAUCCACAAGCUGCUGGACGGCGACGGCGACGGCGACGACGACAACGACGACGACGUCACCGAGCCACGGCGACGCGCACUCGAGCGGCGGUUCCACGUGGGCGUCACGGCGGUUGCGUCGUUCCACCUGACGGUGCGCAACAUCGAGCGCAUCAGCGACGAGUGGGGCACCGAUGCGUGGUUCCGGCUCCGCGACGCGGGCGUGGUGCUGCCUGUGCUCGCGCCGCCGAAGCGCGUGUAUGAGAAGCUCGCGACGAUUGCGCAGCACCUGACUCUGGGCCAGUUCGCGCAGCGCUUCCAAGACGCCUGGCCGCAGCUCAUACGCGGCCGCCGGCUCGAGGGCCAGCCCGAGCGCGCGGUCCAGUACGAGGACCUGCGGCUGUUCUACGAGGAGCACAUUGUGCCUGGCUUGUACCAUACACCAGAGUCGUCGGCGGACACGCCAUCGCGCGACGACGAGCCGCCUCCCGGUGAAGCGUCGCCACGUGCCGUCGAAGUCGCCCGCGGUGCCCCAGUCGACGCGCGCUUGGAGGAGCCCCGCGUCUCGCAUUCUCCCGCGCCCUCCUUCGCACGCUCGCCCACGCCCCCGCCCACGCCCACGCCCACGGCCCCGCGACAAACGGACCUCGAUGACAUAAGCAUCACGGGCUUCGACGUCGACGACACGGGAACGAUACACGGUGACACGGGCGUGGCAGGUGCCGAGCAAGACAUCGCCAUGGUCAGCACUAGGGGGGCAAGCGCGACGGGCGCCCAGCAACCCAAGGCAGCGCACACGACGCAAGAUGCCGCGAAAGACGCUGCGAAAGGUCCUGUGGAAGACGCUGCGAAAGACCCGACACCUCCCCCGAAAGAACAGGCCCCCCUCAAAGACGUCUCCAUCGACACGCUCCGCAAAACAAUGUCUGGCAGGUUCCCCACCAUGCUCUCCCUCUUCGACCAUUCCUCCCACGCCGAAGCCACCGCCCGCCAAGCCCUCCACAGAGCCGCACAAGGCGCCGCAGACGCUCACCAAGCUUUCGUCCAGACAAAGCAAGACAUUGUCCACCAGCUCCCCCCCAACGGGCCCUGGCGCAACAAACACGGCUUCACCGUUACGUCCACGACCCUCACCGCCGGCAAGCAAGAACUCGACGAGGAAGUCGCCCUCGUCGAGGCCCUGCAGGCUGUCAGCUCCAAACACAGCGCUGCGGCACGGAGGCUGGGCACUGACCACUCGAAUCUUUUGGCGAAGAAGCGCAAGGCGAAUGAGGAUGUGGGGGAGGCGAUUGUGCUGUUGGGCGACGCGGAGGAGGUGAGGAAGGGCGCGAAGAGAGUGAGGGCGGAGGCCAGGAGGGAGCUUGUUGAGAUAGAGGGUGCCGUUGACGCCACCAUGGCGUUUGCGGUGAGGUGGUAUGCGGGAAUCGCGAAAGCGAGGGAGGAGGAUGACGGCGGGGGUGGAGAGCGUGGGGAGAGUAGUGCAGAUGAAGAGGACGAGGAUACAAACGAACUUGGAAAUGGAGAUGGCGAAUAA